Messenger RNA from Dinoponera quadriceps, 1695 nucleotides. RefSeq names its product vesicle-trafficking protein SEC22b-B (gene Sec22). Gene Ontology annotation, cellular component: Golgi membrane; ER to Golgi transport vesicle membrane; SNARE complex. Gene Ontology annotation, molecular function: SNAP receptor activity. The coding region runs from base 387 to 1028 and encodes 213 amino acids. The record is from RefSeq and is a predicted model, not a curated record. Gene Ontology annotation, biological process: vesicle fusion with Golgi apparatus; retrograde vesicle-mediated transport, Golgi to endoplasmic reticulum; endoplasmic reticulum to Golgi vesicle-mediated transport. The transcript has 5 exons. Lineage: Eukaryota; Metazoa; Arthropoda; Insecta; Hymenoptera; Formicidae.
UAAAGCUUAAAACACCUAUUGUAGACCAGAACUUAAACUGAGUCUGCAAUGAGAAUUUAAGCUCUAAACCUUAAAAAAUUGCUAGUCACAAUUGAAUAUUUCCUCACAUUCAGCUGUGAUUGGUCAAUUUUUUAAAGCUUACGCCGUAAAUUCUCAAUGUAGAUCCCGCUUAAAAUAGGUGCUCAGUAUCGUCAAAAUCGACACGUGGUAUAUCGAGAGUGGACGCGCGGCCGAUUAGCAGCCACAUCUGUGAUCAGUUUUGCGCAAAUGGCCUGUCGACGUUGAAACCUGUCUGAGAUCGCGUAACAGCGCGACAGCAGUUGACACGUUUCUCUUUUUUCUUCUGUAUCGUUUUAGACAGUGAUCGACGGUGAACUCCUGCCAAAAUGGUCCUUCUGACGAUGAUCGCGAGGAUAUCUGAUGGUCUCCCGCUGGCAGCCACCAUGCAGGAGAACGAACAGAGUGGCAGAAGUAUCUUGGAGUAUCAGAAUCAAGCGAAGAUGUUAUUCAGGAAGCUAGCUCCGCAAUCUCCAACAAGAUGUACCUUAGAAACUGGACCAUAUCUUUUUCACUACUUAAUUGAAAACGGAGUCUGUUACCUGGUAUUAUGUGAGAGGAAUUAUAGUACACGCAUAGCUUAUAGUUAUCUGGAAGAUAUUGCGCAGGAAUUUCAUGCACAGUAUGGCAAACGUGUAAAUACAGUAACCAGGCCUUAUACUUUUAUUGAAUUUGAUACAUAUAUCCAGAAAGCCAAAAAAGUCUUCUCAGACAGUAGGUCCCGCAGGAAUCUGAACACACUUAAUAGCCAACUGCAGGAUGUGCAAAGAAUUAUGGUACAAAAUAUCGAUGACGUCUUACAAAGGGGUACUGUACUUUCAGAACUGGAUACAAAAACACAAAAUCUAUCUAUGCUGUCUCAGAAAUACAAGAAAGACGCGAGACAUCUAAAUAGCAAAUCAAUGUAUGUUAAAGCUGUCGCGGGGCUCAUUGCAUUUCUGGUCUUCCUUUUAUAUUUCUUUAUUCUUUAGUUAAUUAACUCAAGUGAAAACAAAAUCAAUUAUGCAUCAAGAGUAUUCCAUUUUCAAGGACAGAAUAUAUUUCGCUUAUUUAUCUUGGCUAUAAUUAUGAAAUAUUUAUCAUUUUAAUGUUUGUCUACAUUGAUUUGUGGGAGAAAAAGUGAAGUGAAAAUUUCUACCCUUACAUUUAAAAACAGAAAUUUUAGGAAUUCUACCAAUGUAUCUAAAACGUGAUCUAUACCGAAACUAUAUGAAAUAUGGUAUGUAAUUUUAGUAAAAACAUUCAACCCUUUUUUUAACGCUGUACAAUGACACUAAAUCCAACAAGUCUUGUUAUAUAAUAUAGGAAUGAAUAGAUAUACGAUUUUACGUUUUGGUUUUGUUGAGUCGUUUUAGUGUUCUUAUAACAAAAAGACAAAACGAUAUUAUAAUGUAAGAAUUUUUGAAAUGUACUGUAUAGCGAAUUAUUUGUGUAAUAUAUACGUUUAUUUUUGUAAUUUACUUAGGAUAUUAAAUUGCUAUCAAACCAUUGAUUUUGAUAAACUAUUCAAAUGCUAAAAAGAAAAAAAAUAUACCAAUUCUCGCCAAAAGAGAAAAUUUAACGUAGUAUUUCAUUCAUUCCUACAUAUUUAUUCAAGUCACACAGCAUAUAUACAUAUAUAUAUAUAUAUAUAUAUAU